Molecule: messenger RNA, 1652 nt
Organism: Centropristis striata (black sea bass)
Lineage: Eukaryota; Metazoa; Chordata; Actinopteri; Perciformes; Serranidae
Gene: dnase2b
Product: deoxyribonuclease II beta
Exons: 6
Coding region: 37-1095 (352 amino acids)
Biological process (GO): apoptotic DNA fragmentation
Molecular function (GO): deoxyribonuclease II activity
Source: RefSeq, a predicted model, not a curated record
CUGCUCUGUUCACUUCAGCUGCAGGAGUCAUCCAGGAUGGCCACACACUUCAGUUCAUGCUUACAGAUUAUUAUCAUGUGUUUGUGUUGCGCAGUUUGCAGGACUGGCAUUUCCUGUAAAAAUGAAGCUGACGAGCCUGUUGAUUGGUUUGUCAUCUACAAACUGCCCAGGUAUAAGAUUGGCGAAGUUGGCAGUGGGGUAGACUACAUGUACCUUGACUCCUCAGUAGGGAGCUGGCAGAUGAGUAAAUUCAUGAUUAACACCAGUGAAGGAGCCAUCGGAAACACACUGAACCAGCUUUACAUGGGAAAGGCCUACAAGUCUAACAGUUCAGUCUAUGCACUCUACAAUGACGGGCCACCAGACCUGGAAUACAAACAAGGAUACGGACACACAAAAGGGGUACUGCUCUUUGACCGCUCUCAAGGUUUCUGGCUUUCGCACAGCAUUCCCCAUUUCCCCUCGUUCCCUGAGAGCGGCUACCUUUACCCCUCCUCUGGCAAAGUCAACGGCCAGACUGCUCUGUGCGUGACCUACCACUAUGAACAGUUCCUCCAAAUAGUGAAGCAGAUGGUGUACCUUUACCCACGCGUCUAUAACUGCUCUGUACCUGCUGCCUUCCUGGCCGACCUGCCGCAGUUGGCCCAGUUAUGUGAGGGCGGAAAACCUCCGAUGGCCUCAGAUAAGGGAGUGGAGCAGCUUUUCUCAAUACAAGGGGACAAGUUUGUCAGUUUUGUCAAAUCUGAACGCUAUGUGGAUGACAUCUACACGGGCUGGGUGGCUCAGGCUCUGGACGUCGACCUGCUGGUGGAGUCCUGGCAGAGAGAAGCUCACGAGCUGCCCUCCAACUGCUCCCUGCCCAAACACGCCAUGAACAUCAAGAGGAUUCAGCUUCCAGGAUCAGUCCUGUUCUGGUCCCAAUACGACCACUCAAAGUGGUGCGUGUCGCUGGCCUACGAGGACCAGGUGACCUGCCUGGGGGAUCUGAACAGGGAGAAGGCCCAAAUGUGGCGUGGUGGGGGGCUGGUCUGCACCUACAACCCCUUGAUUUACAAAGCCUUCAGGCAGGUGGUGGACUGGUACAUUGGCUGUUGAACGAUAUAAAGAGAGAGGAUUAUUGGGACUGGAUUAGUCUCACACGACAUGGUUUAAAUCGGUUUCAAAUUAAUAGGACUAAAUGUGAAGGUGAUCCUGGUAGACUUAAACCAUCAGACCACGCAGGUAUGCCGUGCUGGAUGAACUGUUCAGAUCCUUUACUUAAGUAGAAAUACUUAUACCAUACUGUUAAGCAUACUCCACUACAAGGUACAGCCAUGCAUUCAACUUUACCUGAGUUAAGGUAUGUAAGUAUUAUCGGCAAAAUGUACGUAAAGUAUAAAAAGUACAAGUACUCGUUGUGGAGAAAGAGGUUUCUGUUCCCUUUUUAGAUGAAUAUUCCUGCUGUAUUAUACGUGUAUGUUGCAUUUUACUGCUGUAGAUCUUUUUUAUGUUCAUUUAAAAAACUCCUCACUCCUACUGCUGUUACAUGUUCUCACUCUCCUCCUGAUCUAACCAUGCAUAUAGUUUAGGGUUUUCUAUGUGCAGAUUUUGAGAUAUCUAAAGUUUCUGCUUUACCACAAUGCUACUACUAAAAGUAAAAUCAUUUUAAAGCA